GGGGGACGCUUUAGUCAGCUGUACCAAGUCACCGCCGCUAGAGUCACGUUGUAAUUGGCUCUUUUUACGCUGGAGGAUCAUCAAAUUGAUGUCCAAACGAAGGAGGACAUAAACAAAACAAAGGAAAUAAAAUGGAACCGGCGAGCAAGCGGCGGAAAAGCGAGGCGUGCGACUCCGACUCCUGGACGGCGUACCCCGUCCUGUCGGACGAGCAGACUCAUGCCGUAGAGAUGAUUGACUUCUUUGCCGCGCCCGUCCUCGACAAGCGAGCGACGUCCCGAUUGGUCGGAGAACUCAACGACCGCUACCCCUUGAGGGGUCUCCAGCACCUCAAGAGGGUUCGGCCCGCCGCGGCCCAGGAUGGCCGCCCUCACUCACUGGAAAUCCUCCUGUGUCCUGUCAGUAAAGUUCCAGACUCGGACUUGUUGUGCGUCGGAUGUGACGGGCUGGGCGAACCCUUUGUGGUCAAGGUCCCCGUCCGCCCUCCUUUGACCAGACCCCAAUUUGAGCUAGCAAGCAAGCACUGGCCCACCUCCUUCAAGGAAGACAAACAGGUGACCGAGGCCCUCCGUGGAGAGUCCUUCGGCCCGGCUCGGAAGGCCCAAAUGCACGCUUACAUGUCGGUGGCUUUGGCCGCCGCCCGAGAAGGGAAGGCCUUGGGGAUGGAGGCCGUGGGGGCCGCGGUGGUAGACCCGCUCAAUGAGAGAAUAGUGGCAGUGGGCCACGAUUGUCGAGGGCCUCUGCAUCACGCCGUCAUGGUGUGCAUCGACUUGGUGGGCCGAGGGCAAGGCGGCGGUCGCCACCGGUGGGACUCCUACCCCGCUUGCCGCUCUACACCCGCCUCGGCCGAGCAGCCGUACAUCUGCACCGGCUACGACCUGUACGUGACCAGAGAGCCCUGCGUCAUGUGUGCCAUGGCGCUGGUCCACUCGCGGAUCGCUCGCGUCUUCUACGGGGCGGCCUUUGCUGACGGAGCGCUGGGGACUAAGUUCAAACUCCAUGCGCUGAAAGACCUGAACCAUCGCUUUGAGGUUUACAAAGGAGUCAUGGGACAAGAGUGCGAGGAGCUGGAGGGAUUGUCUCUUUGAAAUGUAUAUUUUUGGACUUUUAUACAAUGUGUACUUUUGAAAUAUUUCGACAAAAAAAUGUGCCACACCCGGAACAAUUGUUGGAUUGCACGGAGAGGCACAAACAAUUUAAUAGGAUACAAGAAGUUUCAACUUUCCUUAAUCAAUAAGAAGACAUUUCCCUCACUUCCACAAUACCAUUUUACACCACAAAAACUUUCACAUUCUCAAAAGAAAUGCACAAAACACCCGCCCAGUGAUUGACUUAAAGUAUUCAUAGAAUAUAUAUAUACACACACACACACACAUAUAUACGUAGUUUAACAGUAGAAAUUCCAUUCCGUUACUUAAUGGGGAAUAACUUGACAGAGGUAAACAUUUUUGUUUGCUGGGAAAUAAUACAUUUGAAGUAUUGCCGUGGUUAAAAGCAACAAACGUAGCGUCAGCUUGUCAAUUCAGGUCGGAGAAUAACAAACAAAAACAAUCACUUUGCUGAUACCUGGGCCAGCCCGGGUCAGACCCAACUAAAACUGCAUUCAUGUAGAUGACUCAAAUGUAGCUUUGACUUAAAAAUGUGAUGUUUCACCCAAAUCAGAGACGCGCACGGCAUCCGGUCCUCAGAAGCUCCCGUGAUUACAAAAGUUAUUCUCUCACUGAUCUCAUAAUUGCGCCACGUCUUGCAUUUUGCGUAA
This is a messenger RNA of Syngnathus acus (greater pipefish), 1759 nucleotides long. RefSeq names its product adenosine deaminase tRNA specific 3 (gene adat3). The record is from RefSeq and is a predicted model, not a curated record. Gene Ontology annotation, molecular function: tRNA-specific adenosine-34 deaminase activity. Gene Ontology annotation, cellular component: cytoplasm; nucleus. NCBI's taxonomy places the organism in Eukaryota, Metazoa, Chordata, Actinopteri, Syngnathiformes, Syngnathidae. The transcript is spliced from 2 exons. The coding region runs from base 132 to 1088 and encodes 318 amino acids.